GGCGCCUGGGAUCGACACCUUUGAACUCUUUUACUGUUCGUGAGGAGAGAGGGAAUAGAUCAGAGUAGGCCGCCGUAUUGCCUGACAUCUUGGCUCCGAGUGAAACUUCUCCUCUCUGACAUGUUUGCACCCGGCGGGUCCGGUGGCUCCUCCAUGCCAAGAAGAAGGGGUCAUGGAACACAUGCUCUCCCUAAGCAACCUGAGAGGAGCCUUGCCUCAGCACUCCCUGGUGCACUCUCUAUCACAGCCCUCUGCACUGCACUAGCAGAACCUGCCUGGCUCCAUAUUCAUGGAGGGACAUGUAUGCGCCAGGAACUUGGUGUGGCAGAUGUUCUAGGGACUGAAGACCCUAAACUUUUGAGUGAGUUCUGCAUGAACCGUCAAACCAUUCUCCUCCUCCGAGUUAUCGCUGGCUUCUGCUUUCUGGGCAUUGCUUGCAGCAUGACUGCAUUCCUUCUCGAUGUGUUUGGACCCAAGCACCCAGCACUGAAAAUUACCCGCCGAUAUGCGUUCGCCCACAUUCUCACAGUUUUGCAGUGCGCAACAGUGAUUGGAUUCUGCUACUGGGCUUCGGAGCUUAUUCUUGCUCUACAGCAACAGCACAAGAAAUACCAUGGUUCCCAAGUUUAUGUUACUUUUGCAGUCAGUUUCUACCUGGUGGCAGGGGCUGGUGGAGCAUCAAUCCUAGCCACGGCUGCUAACCUUCUCCGCCAUUACCCUACAGAAGAAGAGGAGCAGGCUUUGGAGUUGCUAUCGGAGAUGGAGACUGACUCCUACCCAGCAGAGUAUGAUGUCAUGAACCCGUUCCAGCCACCGCCUGCAUACACACCAUAAAACCAGGGGGCACUGGUAGAAACAAAGCUCCUGCUAUAGACUGUCUACUUUUACUCCAGACUCGAGACAGCCUGCAUUUCCCACUGCUUCCAUCGGGAGGAGGACAUUUGAGACUUGUUGCCCUAACAGAAGGGUAGUCUCUCGCUCCUGCAGCCAGGUUUUAAUGGCGGACCUUCACAUAUUGCUUCCUUUGCCUUUUGUUGUCUGAUUUCUCUUAUUGGGGGGGGAGGUUUAAGCAUUCACACCCUGAAUUAUUCUGUUUUUCAAAUCAAUUUCAUAUAUAUAUAUAUAUAUAUAUAUAUAUAUAUAUAUAUAUAUAUAUAUAUAUAUAUAUAUAUAUAUAUAUAUAUAUAUAUAUAUAUAUAUAUAUAUGUAUGUACACCUGAAUAUAUAAAUGGCAAAACUGAACCACCAGACAGGGCCUGUAAGGCCGCAUCUGCUGUAAAUGGAUGAAAUAAGAUUAAUAGUCUUUGUGGGAAAUCCAUGGGGCAGUACAGAACAGUAAGACUUUGUGGUUAUUUACUGAGCAGUUGCUUUUUUUAUGGCUUUGGUCACUUUUUAAGUUUCAAAUAUGCCCUGGUAUUUAGUAUCACUGUUUUCCCACCCACAUCCACAGUACAAGGCUGUAUUUAUAUACAUGUGUUGUGUAUAUAGUUUUCAUUUGGUGUUUUUUACCCUCUGAUUCACAAGACACGCAUUUUUUGUUGUGUCUCUUGGAAUCUAAGAUUCACAUGGCACACUAAUGGCACGCUACUGUUUCCGAUGUACUGCUUUCGUAGGCAUUACCUAAAAACCUGGUACAGCAUUACUUCUAUUCCAUAACAUUAUUUAUGUCAUUUACAGUAGUGGAAUGGGUGGGCAUCCCAUAGAUGCUGUUAUUUUUUUUUUUUAUACAUUGGAGUUUAGUCGUUAGACAUUGACUUUUUGUUUUUAAACGUAAUUGGCAUAAUUUAUCAACACCGGCCAAAAUUGCAUUUGAGCUGUAACCAAUGGUAACCAAUCAUAUUUUUGCUCUCAAUGUUUUAUCUGCAGCUGGCUGAAAAAUGAAAAAAAAAAACAAAAAAAAAUUAAAAUUAUUGAUUUGUUGCUAUGAGUUACUGCCCAGGUGCAAAUUUGCCUAGCAUUGGUUGAUAUUUGAGCACAAUGAGUUAUUUAAAUUCUAUACAUUUGAUAGUGGUUGAUUGUAUGUAUAAGCCUCUUAAAUUAUUUUCUGUAUGCAGAAAUUUGGUCUUCUAGUCCUAUCCCCAAAAUAUCCAGUCAUUUGUUUGGUAAAGCUGUUGGCAUAGUGAGACUAAAAUUUUAGUUUGAUGUAGUGGAUCUAGUGGAUUUGGAUUAGGUUGAAAUCAGGAACAAUGCCAUGAAGCCAGAAAUAUCUGAAUUUAUUUUUAAAAGCAACAAGUUAGUUAGAAAUGCCAAAAACGUUGGGCAGGAAAUGCCUUGCUGCUUAUGAAACCUAAUUUAAAUAAUAAUUUUAUUUGCAUUAAUGUUUUAUGGCUUACCAUUAGCGCUAUGGACACUUUCCACCCCCACCACAGGUUUUACCGUCCUUGUAUAUGCCAUGUGGAGGCAAGGCUUUGGCUCUCCAGCUUAAUAUAAGUACUCCCCCCCCAACCAUUCAUUGGCAAAACAGGCUGGUGGGUGCUGAGAUUUGUAGUUUAGGCACAGCAGGUUUGUCUAAUCCCUGGUUUAUCUGCUUUGACAUGGGUGCAUAAUACUUUU
This is a messenger RNA of Xenopus tropicalis (tropical clawed frog), 2553 nucleotides long. It is a transcript of the gene tmem127, whose product is annotated as transmembrane protein 127. The record is from RefSeq and is a predicted model, not a curated record. NCBI's taxonomy places the organism in Eukaryota, Metazoa, Chordata, Amphibia, Anura, Pipidae. Bases 121 to 834 code for a protein of 237 amino acids. The transcript is spliced from 4 exons. Gene Ontology annotation, biological process: negative regulation of cell population proliferation; negative regulation of TOR signaling.